AUAAAGGUACAUCUCUUAACAGUGAACUCCUUCAAGGCCCUGACCUGGCAAACACGCUUAUAGGAGUCUUGCUAAGAUUUCGGCAAGAGCACAUUGCCAUGAUGGCAGACAUCGAAGGAAUGUUCCAUCAAGUACGUGUCCAUGAAGAUGACUUAGUCUUCCUGCGAUUCCUAUGGUGGCCGGAUGGUGACACUAGCAAAAGAUUGGAGGAGUACAGAAUGACAGUACAUCUUUUCGGUGCUAUAUCCUCUCCAAGUUGUGCAAAUUUUGCACUACGAAAGACUGCAGAAGACAACUGUGAGAGGUACGAUGAAGAGGUGAUUCAAACAGUCAAGUCCAACUUCUACGUUGAUGACUGCCUCAAAUCAGUGGCCACAGAAGAACAAGCCAUAGCUCUCACAAAAAACCUCAGGGAUGUGUGCUCUCAGGGUGGGUUCAAAUUGACCAAGUGGGUCGGCAACAGCCAUGCUGUGCUGGCUUCUAUCCCUGAUGAACACAAAGCCAAGCAAAUAAAAGAACUGGACCUGGACAGAGAAAAGCUGCCUGUUGAAAGAGCACUUGGAAUCCGAUGGAACAUUGAAAGAGAUGCCUUUACCUUCCGAGUCAUUGUCAAGAACAGACCCCUUACAAGAAGAGGUAUUCUCUCUACUGUCAGCUCUGUUUAUGAUCCAUUAGGUUUCCUCGCCCCAUUCGUAUUAAAGGCAAAGCAAAUUCUUCAAGUGCUCUGCAAGCUAAAGUGUGGAUGGGACGAAGUCAUCCCCGAAGAACACUCUAUUUCAUGGAAGAGAUGGCUCUCAGAGCUAGACCAGCUUACCAGAUUCCAGAUAGACAGGUGUAUGAUGCCUGAGAACUUUGGUCAAGUCAAGACCGCACAGCUGCAUCACUUCGGUGACGCAAGUGAGCAAGGUUAUGGCACGGCAAGCUACCUUAGGUUCACAAACGGUAUGGGAAAGGUCCACAUUGCAUUCAUACUGGGGAAAUCAAGGGUCACUCCACUCAAGCAGAUGAUGAUCCCCAGACUGGAACUCGCUGCAGCAACAUUGGCAGUGAGAGUGGACAGGAUGUUAAGGUUGGAGCUCCAGAUUGAACUUGAGGAGUCAACUUUCUGGACAGACAGCCAGUCUGUGCUAAAAUACAUCCGCAACGAUACCAAGAGAUUCCAUACCUUUGUGGCUAAUAGGGUUGCUAUGAUCCGUGACCUAUCGAAAGCAAAACAGUGGAGGUAUUUGAACUCCAAACACAACCCAGCCGAUGACGCUUCAAGAGGAUUACAUGUUGAAAUUUUCCUUAACUCAAAGAGAUGGCGUAAAGGACCAGACUUCCUGGAGAAAACAGAAACACAAUGGCCAAAAGUCCCCGAGGAGCUUGGCUCCAUCCCUUCAGAUGAUCCAGAGGUGAGAAAAGACGUCAUCGUAAACAGUACAUGUGUGGAAGAAAAGAGUCCGACCAGCAAACUGAUCGAGUACUAUUCAACAUGGAACAGCUUGAAGAAAGCAGUUGCCUGGAUGCUGAAACUGAAGAGACUUCUUCUACAGUUAAGCCAGAAAAGGAAAGUUCUCACACAAACUGAUCCAGGUUCAGAUCAGUGUCUGACAAACUCACUGAAGGAACAAAUUGACAAGUUCAAACUGACAUUUGGAAAAGAAAGUCUGUCUGUGGAUGACCUAGAUAAAGCAGAAAAGGCCAUCAUUCGAUUUGAGCAACGACAGCACUUUAAACAAGAAAUUGCACUAGUUGUGAAAGGAAAACAAUGUGCCAAGAGAAAUGGCUCAAUCUGUAAGCUUGAUCCAAUUGUUGACAAUGGCAUUCUGAGAGUGGGAGGAAGGUUAAGCAAAGCUGCUAUGCCUACGGAACUAAAGAAUCCUAUGAUCCUACCCAAAGACUCCUACAUCUCCAAACUGAUCUUACUCCACAUCCAUGAGCAGGUUGGCCACUCUGGGAGAGGUCACAUGCUUUCUAGACUUCGCCAGCGAUAA
Salmo salar (Atlantic salmon) is the source of this 1976-nucleotide messenger RNA. The record is from RefSeq and is a predicted model, not a curated record. NCBI's taxonomy places the organism in Eukaryota, Metazoa, Chordata, Actinopteri, Salmoniformes, Salmonidae.